UUUUCUAUUUCUAGUAUAUUAUUUAAUACUGUUUUUAAUUAUUUUAUUGCUUCUAAUACGUUAUUCUUAAAAUAUACUGGAUUUAUUUUACAUGUAAUUAAGUGUGAUAACAUACUUGUGAACCUACCAUUCAAUCCCCAAAGUAGAAUAUUACUGAUAACAUUAUCUGUAUGUUUUUUUUUUCCAGUAAAGAGAUGUGAAUUAAAGAGAUUAGUCAUUUACUAUAAUUUAAAUGUUACUGGAUUUUGCAUACUGUCAAAUGGCACUCAUUUCCCUGAAAUGCCAUCUUAGAUGUCUUUCCAUGGUAUCUCUAGGGCAUAAUUCCCAUAUUUGGAAUAACUGCUUGAUGGCUUUUCUCUUUAUGAUGGAAAAGUGUUUGUAGUUGUCAAGAUUUAUAUACAGCAAAGUAAGAAUUAAAUUUAGGACACAGUUUCUCAACCUUGGAACCAUGGACAUUUUGUACCAGAUAAUUCUAUUGUGAGUGGGUGUCCUGGGAAUUAUGAGAUUUUGCAGUGUCCUAGACCUCUACCCAUUUAUACCAGUAGUGUUCCCCUCUUCAAAUAUCUUUAGACAUUGCCAGAUGUUCUCUGGGGAUGUGGAGUACAGGGAGGGGAGGUUGUCCCUGCUGAGAACCAUUGGUUUAAGGUUAAUCUGGCUCUGCUUUCAUAGACUACUCUGUUACCCAGGCUGGAGUGCAGUGAUGAGUGAUCAUAGCUCACUGCAGCCUUAAACUCCCAGGGGCUUAAGUGAUCCUCCCACCUUGGCCUCACAAAAUGCCAAGAUUACAGGUGUGAACCACAACGCCCAGCCCAGUGAAUUUGUUUUUUAGAAUGUUCUCAAGAAUAUAAUUAUGUUGUUAAAUAAGAGUCUAAAAUAAUUCCAUACUACGUUUCUUGACAGAAAAACUAUUAAAAUGUAUAAAAUUUCUUUCCUUUAUGAACCAAAAUAUGUUUUGUUUUGCUAAUUAAUGUGAGGUAUUUUGGAAAAAUGGUAAAGAAGUGCAGUCAAGACAUAGUGACUAAUAACGGAUUCUUUUCUUAAAUUGUAUGCUUAUGCUAAUUCUCACAAAGGUCUUUUUGUUUGGGUCUGUGACAGAUCUUACAAAAGAUCUUUUAGACCCAUGAUUCAUACCAAAAUUAAAGAAUUAAGUCGGAAUCAAUCUCCCACAUUGUCUCAUCUAAGAAAGGACUUGCAGACCAGCAGCCCUCCAGAUGAUGCAGUGGACACUAAUGGCCUCCUGGACCUUUGAGGAAGAUUUGAGCUGUCUGGGAAAAGCAGACAGUAUUCACUUGAUGUAUUGGAACCCACACCCAGCAUUGGGGAUGUUAAGGACAUUAAAAAAGCAGCCAAGUCUGUGCUAGACCCAGCAAAUAAAUCUCAUUUCCACCCUGUGACCCCAAGUUUAGUAUUCUUGUGUUUUAUAUUUGAUGGGUUACACAAGGCAUUACUAAGUGUUGGUGUGAGCAAGAGGUCUAAUGUGGUUGGGAACGAGAACAAGGAAAUGGGUACUCCUUAUGCUAGCAGUUUGAAAAAUAUGCCUAAUUUUAUUGCCCUUGAGAAGUCAUCAGCUCUCUGCCACUGCUGUGGCCUUUUGAUAGGCAUUGUCGCCGGAUCAAGUGUUAAGAUUGGAACCAGCAGUCUCCAAGUUCAGAGACGAUUCAAGGCAAUGAUGGCAUCUAUUGGAAAACUUUCACAUGGUGAGAGUACUGAUCUGCUGAUCAGCUACAAUGCAGGAUCAGCCAUAGGUUGGAUCAGCUCAAGACCAUGGGUUGGAGAAUUAAUGUUGACAUUUCUGUUUGGAGAAUUUGAAUUCCCUGAAUGCAAGCUACUUGGUCAAGUCAAGCUAGUUGCUAAGAAAGCACAGAUGAAAACCUGUUAUGCUGUGAGAAUGUUUCUAGAUCAGUGCAUGGAUGGCUCCACUGCUCUACCUGCCAUUGUGUCUGAGAUCCCAGUCUUUGAGGAGAAAAAAAACAACGGUUAAAAAGGCACUGGGGAAGUAUUUUGAGUUUGGGAGUUUACUUUGCCUCACUGUGAAUGUU
Molecule: messenger RNA, 2039 nt
Organism: Sapajus apella (tufted capuchin)
Lineage: Eukaryota; Metazoa; Chordata; Mammalia; Primates; Cebidae
Gene: EBLN2
Product: endogenous Bornavirus like nucleoprotein 2
Source: RefSeq, a predicted model, not a curated record